AGAUAAGGAGUAAAUCGUGUUCCUCUAACACGCUCUUACUGUAAUCACCUUCAUUUGGUAUCGACAAUCGAGUUGUGCAGUACCGUUCUCGCCAUGUUUCUCAAAGUUCUCAUCGCCGUUUGUCUGGUUUUGGCCGUUGUUGCGGAGCCACCAGUAAUUGGGAGUGAUCUGUGUCAUUCUGUGGAGUCGAAGGAUUGCUCUCAGUUUGAGGACGAAGUGGUGUGUGGGUCCGACUAUAAGACUUAUAUGAACAGCUGUGAAUUUGCCAAGGGCAUCUGUCACCACAGCGGACAUAGCUUACACGCCGUACACUACGGACCAUGUCAGUAACUGCGUAAAUAAACCACGUUGCAUAUUCUUCAUGCCUUCUUUAUGGUUUCAUUGAAAUAGAAAGCAGUGCAGUAAUAAACGGUGUGUAUAUAACAAA
Messenger RNA from Pecten maximus, 427 nucleotides. Its product is annotated as ovomucoid-like. The transcript has 3 exons. The record is from RefSeq and is a predicted model, not a curated record. The coding region runs from base 94 to 330 and encodes 78 amino acids. NCBI's taxonomy places the organism in Eukaryota, Metazoa, Mollusca, Bivalvia, Pectinida, Pectinidae. Gene Ontology annotation, molecular function: protein binding.